CUGGCAAACUGCAAUCGGUUUAUUAAACUGAACGUCAGAAGUAUUGUAUAUCGUACUAAUUUAGGCCUAGUGUAUGCGUGUUCAACAUUGUAGUAAAACUAAAAGCUAUUUUUUAUCAUUGAUAAUGAAGAAAUGAAACUAAUUUAUGUAAUUUAAUGAAAAGCUUUUGCUUUCUAUGAAAUACUAAUACUAUGAACUUAUAUUAAAUGUGGUUCAGAGUUUUAUAGAAGACAAUCUGAAAGAGGUUACUGCAAUCAUAUCAUCGACCACUUGUUAUGCAAACUUUGAAACUCUGGUCAAAGAUGCUAUUCCGACAGUGGUACAAAAAGUUAAUUUUGGCUGCAAUUCUUGGCGUAGGUUUGUACUGUAGCUUCUAUCUUUUAGACAAUGGAAAGAAUAAAUGGAAAUUUUCCAAGAGCACACAAACAACUCGCCAGAAGACAGAGAGCCAAGAUGUCGUCGAAAUAGAUCCUGAAAGCCAGAUUCAAGAUAACCAAAAUGUGUAUAAAGUACCCAAAGAAAACAUUCAUAUCCACACGUGUCCAGCCUGUUUUGGUAAAGAUCUUUGUACUGAUAUUGAAACUGGUUCUCUUGAGCUUUAUAAAAAUUCAAAAACCGAGUCACACGAUCUUAGUUGGAGGGAAGCAAUUUUACACAAAGCUGACAAAGUUGUGGUGUCAUCAGUUUCUGACUCUUCUUGGAACAAGUUUGAUCAGUACAUUUGUAAUAAUGCAAGUAAAAAAUUUCCCUGUGAUGUUUCUACUGGUAUUAUGGCGAGUUAUCUCGCAUCCAACCGAGUAAUGACAGCCGACGGUUUAAGGAACUUGUACCGAGUACUGGAUAAGUCAAGGAGUGAAGUUGUCUUGCCUAUCUGUGCCACAAACAAGCUUGUGGAUGAGUUAAAAGCAACAUUUGAUGAUGAUGGAGAUGGCCAAUUAAACAAAGAAGAACAAGCUCAGUUGAUGACAGCUUUAUUGAUGCAUCCAAGUUAUGUUCUUUUAAAGUUCCAGGAUACUGUAAACACCAACCUACCUAUUCCUAAUUUCCAAGGAACCUGUGGAAGGCUGGCUGUUUGGGAAGGUGGUCUGACCCCUCUUGAGGAUCAUCUUCAGGAAUCGUUUGAGGAACGAGCUGGACUCGCUUCUCAGUUGCUGCAACUGGUAGACGAUUUCCAGAAUGAAGACCCCAAUUGGUAUUUUCUGUAUACAGAAUUCUCUUAUAACAGUUUAUCAGUUACCAAAGAAGGGGAGAUUUUACUUACAAAUCUACAAGAUGUGGCUAUUAUAGACAAAACUCUCUUUCCCCAGACAGAGGACCUGAUUUCAGGGACUAACGAGCGAUUGUGCAAUGACAUUUGCUUCCAGAAGUUUACUCGGGAUAUCUUGACAAGCCCAAACGUUACUGGUGUAUGUUCCCAGCUGAGACACUACGGACAGUUGAUGUAUGCUAUUGUAUGUAAACAGAUUCUUUCAGAUCUGGAGGAGCACAAGACGGAGGGAUUCUUUAAUUAUGACGGAAACAAAGAUCAACAAAAAUCUGAGUACUCUGGUCUUCUCCAUUCACCUCCUGAGAAAGACAGAGAAAAUAUUGAAGAGGUCCUACGAGAGUGUGUUCAGGAGACGACAGCUGGAGGAAGAAACCAGGCUGUGGAGGAGCUGCAAGAUAUACUGGAGAUUUACCUAUCUUAUAAUGAUGUUGAUCAUGAAAAUGAAGAUGGAAAUGAUGAUGAAUAUGAAGAAGAAGAGAAUGACAAAGAAAGUGAGAACUACUGAAGGUGAACGAGUGGGUUAUUUGGAUUAUGCAGUUUUACUUUUAGCUACAUUACUGAAAGGGAUUUCUAGGCCACCUACUUACUAAAUCCACACUGUUCAGGUGAAGUUAUCAUGCUUUCUGGUAAGGGUAUCUCUCUUCUUAUCAUGAUGAGAUUAAAGCUUGCUUCUGUGGGAGUUAGUAGUUGUGCUCUUGUUGUGAUUUAUUUUUCAUCACUAAAUUUUAUUAAGUGGUUGGCCUUGAUUUCAUGGUUUUGGUUCAAAUUUGGAUUCUGAAUGGGUGAUGUUUAUUGUCCUAUUUUAGCUUUGGUGCCUACAGGAUUGCCCAUCACUGUUAUGUUGGAGAAUCUAUAGGCUUAGGACACAGUUUAGAUGUCUCAUGUAUCUCAUUAUUUUAUUUAUACUGUUCUGAACAUAAUAUUGUGAUUAACAAAGUUUUGUUGACUGGAAAAGUUUACUACAGUGCUUAUAUUUUAUAUGGCUUUUGGAAACGUUGUUAUUAUUGACAUUUUCAGCAAAUAUUUUCAUCUUGCAGUGACAUUUACUUAUAAUCAUCGUUCUUCUCUAAUAACAAAACAAUUAUCUAGAAUAGAGAGUUUAGUCUGUGUUGGGAACUUGCAUAUAUGUGUGUCGGUAUACAUUGAAUUUCUGAUAUAGGUGAGUAAUUGUUAUCGUGAAUACAUAUGCAUUUAAAAAAAAAGGUAAAUUUUAUACAAUUAUUCUGUGAAAAUACAAGAGGUACUUUUUUAAAAACAUUUUAUAUUUGUAACUUUCAGUGCCAAAAAUAUCGUACAGAAUGAUUGCUUAAGUUGAAGAAAGUGUAAUUUCGAUUGUUUGCUGCCGUAACAGAAAGUAAGAGAAAAAUACAAAUGUUUUUCCAUCUUAUUCCACUGCGUGUAAUUUCCGUUUAUUAAGUAUCAAGGAUCGAAGAACAACUGGUAUUUAUGAAUUAUUAUGCGAAUCGUUUAAACAUGAACACGAAUCAAUGUUCUCUAGUAAAACGUAAUAUAUUAGUGGUAAAUUUUGCUGAUCAUGGGAGUUCUGAUCACAAAUUAGUGACUUCUGCCUUAGAAGAAGUUUCUGUGAUAAUUGGCUUUCGUUUACACGUCAUUUUACAUCAAAAACAGAUACGUGCGCUAUAAUGCUUUUUAUAAACUUAACUAAUUUUCCAGUUUCAAUAAAUUUAGAGGCACGGGUUCUUUUAGUCUUCGUAGUUCCUAGUUAUCGGGGAAAUAUCCGUAUCAAAUGGCUUGAAUUUAUUGUUUCAUUAGCGUUUUAUAAUAGUACAUCAGUUAUUUUUUAAAUGUAAAAAACCGAGGAGAAAUGUUAAAGGUUGAACAUGUGCAAGUUAAAAAACGACAAAUUAUUACCAGUUUCUUUAUUUACAUUCUACAGUUUUUUGUCAAUAUUUUGAUUUUAUUAUGACAAUGUUGGAGUAUUUAUGCUUAGGUUUAAAUAUCCGAUGAGCUAUUGCACAUUUUAGAUAUUUUGCUGUAAUUUUAUUUUUAAAAUCGAUUAAUGUAGCCUAUAUAAUUUAAUUAAUU
Molecule: messenger RNA, 3313 nt
Organism: Limulus polyphemus (Atlantic horseshoe crab)
Lineage: Eukaryota; Metazoa; Arthropoda; Merostomata; Xiphosura; Limulidae
Exons: 7
Coding region: 276-1772 (498 amino acids)
Molecular function (GO): calcium ion binding
Source: RefSeq, a predicted model, not a curated record